CUUUACAUUCCAUAUCAUUGCCGAUUGUGUUAACGAAGAGAGUGGAUGUGCAAAUUGUGGACUGUUGUAUUUCUAUGGCUUGUGCUUUGGAUUUACUUUUAAUUUUCGUGCGGGAUCUAUUGUUAGUAGUAUUUUCUUAAUAAUGAAAUAAAUAAAUUUAUUUAGCCAACAAAUACAAAAGGCACACAUUUGAAGUGUUUAUUAUAGCCAAAAGUUUGGAGGAUUUUUGGUGUGAGAAUCUAAGUGCAAAUUUUUAAAGAAGUAAUGUGUAUAUGUCGAGUAAAUGCUUGCUGGCCAUCGACACAUUAAUGUUUGGCCGCUUUCGCCAAUGCUCCAGCUCGUGACGUUAGCGUUGACGCUGAAGAUGACACCGCCGUCGACGUCGACGUCGCCGUCACCGAAUUAUAUACAAUGCCGUACGUUUGUUGUAGCAAGCGCGUUGCAAAAGUGAAUGUAGCGAAAAUCUGGCAGUGAUAAAAGCUAUGGACACGCAUGUGUGUACACAUGUUUACAUACUCGUAUGUUUAUAUGCAUAGUACAAAUAUAUAACAAUAAAAAAUAACAAAAAAUUAAAGCAUAUAAGUAUUAUAUGUAUAGUUAAGUUAACCAAAUCGAAACAAAUUCGUUGGUUUAAAUGAGUGGUUGUUAACAAAGUUUUAUACAAAAUGUGAAUAUGUGAAUUGUGGCGUCGUCAGAUUACUCCGAAACGUGCUCCUCAAAUUCGAAUUGGUGCAUUUAUCGAUCGAAGCCCAGCAUUGGCCUACUGCUGCUUGUAUUGGCGUCGGACGAAAGAAGUGAAGUGAUGCAUACAUAUACAUAUGUAUGUACAUAUGUAUGCCAGUGACUGAUCCAAAGUUUAUAUGCCGCCGGUUCGUCCUAUAUUUCUAAUCAUACCCAGAAUUCACAUUGAGUUAAAGAGCAACUGUCGUAAGCUAAAGAGGAAAUCACGUUGAGGGAUACGACGCACGAUUCUGCGGCUAAAACGGAUGGAGGCCCAAUGGCGGCGUUUUCAGGUUUACCGUUCAAUCUGUCUGCAUCACACUGACUUCUUCUAUUACCGCCAAUAACAGUUGAUUAUUAUUAAAAACAUUCAAAGAUGCCUGGACUUGUUGUUUUCCGACGCCGUUGGUCGGUGGGCUCAGACGAUCUCGUAGUACCUGGAGCUUUUUUGUUAACUGCACACCUUAUAUGCUUUGUAAUUGUGCUAAUAUCAUUAUUGGUCCUGGAGUAUGAUCUUGCAAUUUUGAACGUGAAGUUACUAUUCUAUCUCCAGAUAUGCUAUUUGGCAAUAUUAAUUGGUUCAGUUUGCGUUGAGGCAGGCAUAUGCAUUAUAUCUAUGCGUGGUAGUAUAUUGGACUCUGCCGCACGAACAACGAUCAAUUUUUGGAUAUAUUUAAAAAGCAUGGUGAUAUUUUUUGAUAUUACAUGGUUAGUGUUAAGUACAAUAUGGUUAACAAACUAUUACGUUGACGCGCCCAUCGAUGAGGCCAAGAAAAUUUUCAUGGUUCAUUUCAAAAUAUUUGCAGCCAUAGUAAUUUGCAACUGGGCUUUGGUGUUUAUAACUCUCAUUACGAUUUGGUGCACAUUCGAUGCAGCGGGACGUUCUUGGGUCAAAAUGAAGAAAUAUCAAAGGUCAAUGAGGGAGACUGAAUCUCGUUUCAAUUACAAGCGCAGUGGCAGUAUGAAUCGCAAUUGGCGUCAACGAAAAGUGAUGCGCGCUUACCAAGACAGUUGGGAUCAUCGAUGCCGUUUAUUAUUCUGUUGUAUGGGUGGAACGGAUCGUAAUCGAAACUCCUUCACCGAUAUAGCCCGAUUACUGAGUGAUUUCUUUCGAGAGCUUGAUGUGGUGCCCUCGGAUGUUGUCGCCGGUCUGGUGCUAUUGCGAAAAUUUCAGAAGAUAGAACGCGAAGCUGUUGUCCGGCAGAGAAAAAAUGGCACAUAUGAAUUCUUGAGUGGCGUUCCCAUCACCGACCGCACGCAGUUUCUCGCACUGAAUGAUGCAAAAAACUACGAUUUCUUCCAAACAGUUAUACACUAUAUGUAUUUUGCUCAGGGCGCUUACGGCUGGCCGAUGUACUUCAUAAUAAACCGCUCGAAAAUGUACAACUUAUUGCCUGAAUUAAAAUGCUUUACAUGUUGUUGCCGUCCCCAAACUGAAACGCCAUCUGUUAUUGAAGAUAACUGUUGUUUUUGUAAUUAUGCCGCCCUAAAGAAGACUCUCCAAGUUGGUGAUGUAGAAAUCAUUUACGCCACGUAUCAUGUUGAUGUCGGUGAGACACCGUUCUUUGUGGCUGUGGACUACACUCAGAAAAAGAUUGUGGUCAGCAUACGUGGUACGCUAAGCAUGAAGGAUAUACUCACCGACUUAAACGCCGAGGGGGAGGUAUUGCCGCUCUCCCCACCGCGCGAUGACUGGCUUGGCCACAAAGGCAUGGUGCAGGCAGCAAUUUACAUUAAAAAUAAAUUAGAGGAAGAAGGACUUAUAGAACGUGCACUAAGCCAUAAUCGUGAUAGGGAAACCAAUUCAUUUGGUUUGGUCUUAGUGGGCCAUUCUCUGGGCGCCGGAACUGCGGCUAUUUUAGCCAUUCUAAUGAAGGCUGACUAUCCGUCAUUGCAGUGCUUUAGCUACUCACCCCCAGGCGGUCUGCUAAGCAUGCCAGCGGUAGAAUAUACCAAAUCGUUCAUCACAUCCGUUGUGUUGGGGAAAGAUGUCGUACCUCGCAUUGGGUUACACCAAAUGGAAGCUUUGCGUGCCGACCUGAUAAACGCAAUCCAGAGAAGUGUUGAUCCCAAAUGGAAAACAAUUUCCUGUUCUGUCAUCUGCUGUGGAUGUGGACCUGAGCCAACAUCGGUUGUUGAGAUGUCCGGGAAAGAUACUCAUAUCAAUCAAUAUCAGGAACAAAGAGACUCAGCACGUUCCACAAGCGCACAUCCUACAGAUAGCUCCAUUGCUUUGACAUUACAUCAGCCUCUCUACCCACCUGGCCGAAUAAUUCACAUAGUUCGUCAUCAUCCUAAACCAGAAGAGCAAAAGUACGACAGCGGUUGGAGAAGUGUUCUAAAGAGCCAUGAACCAGUCUAUCAGGCGAUCUGGGCCGACACAUACGAUUUUGAUGAAGUACUCAUUUCUCCCGUUAUGUUGCAGGAUCAUAUGCCCGACAAAGUGCUUGCGGCGCUCAAAAAGGUUGUAACUGCAAGUGGACCACGGAAACCGCAGCGUCAGACAUCAAAUGCAUUCUCCACAUUAUCCAACGACUUCAACCAUUAUGACUUCGAUGUCGAUCGCAUAUCUCCUAUAGGUUCCAUCGAUCCAAUCAGCGUUUUAAAACCGGAGGGUAACCUUAAGCGACUUCCGCACAACUCAUAUCCUAAUAUAAGCAGUUCUAUUAAUUUAACGCCAACAGCACACCACAAAAUCUGUCACGAAACAUCUUUUGCCAACUUACAAGUUCCAUUUGACAUAGCCACGUUCGGUGGCCUAAAUUCAAGUAAAACAUCGUCGAUUGCUGGUAGCAUUGUAGGUCGAAGUCAGUUAAGCUCGGCUCUGUACGAUAUGUCAGUAGAUGAGAGCAUAACAACAGUAACUCGCCGAAGUCCCUCCGUACCAAGCGAAACUGCUACGGUGAUUAUAAAUGAUCGAGAUCCAUUGCCCGUACAGCCCCUAAAGUCUGUAGCUUUCAAUAUUGAUUCUGAUUCUAAUGCGAUGAAAUUCAUGCCUUCAUCACAUGUCUCCAAAGGGCUGAUAUAUCGUCAAUACUCGGUACGUACCGAGAAACGGAAGCGUAAUUUACCCAUAACAGCAUUGCGAAGAGCUUCAGAUGUGUCCGGACCAAUCGAUUCGAUGCAUGAUGAUGUGCUAGGUUUGGCGCCUUUAGCUAGUCCGGAAACAUUAUCUGAAAUUUCCAGCAUAUCAUCCCGCACAAGUGCUCCUAUUAGCUUGGCCAAUAGCAUUGAACUAUAUUUCCAUAAUUUAAAUCUGGGCGUUGAUAAUAUGAACGGUCGGACCAUGCUAGAAGGCAUAUUCGAAUCGCAAUUGCAUACACCAAAGAUAAUGAGGCGAGCACCGAAAUUCAGUGAGAAUCUUGCGAAUUGUGCAGAUGACAGUCGAAAUGUCGAUCAAUAUAAACGCAUGGGUCGGGUGUUUGUAACAUUACCGCCCAUAUUUGACGGCAUCCAUAGCAAAAAUAACAAUCAAAAGUCCAGCUUUGAUUCUAGCGAUGAUAGCUACGAAUCAGUGCAAAGUCUCAGUAGACUUUCUUCCAAACAAGACACCAACACCGUUCAUGACUCAAUUGGAAAUAAUGUGCUCCAACCAAUACAGGGCUCAAAAUCAGCAGAUCCCUUAAAUAUUGAUGCAAUAGACCCAAAACCAACUGAUCAUACAGCAAAAAAGUUAACCUUCAGUGAUAGCGAAAUUCUGAAUGAUGUUGAAGCGGCCGAAGAUAAGGAUAAUCACUCGCUGAUCUUUGAACAAAACCAAUCCCUAAUGGGUGCUUUGAACGAGCGCAUGAACUGUGGAUCGGCUGAUACGACUUUUUAUAGUGCCAAUUCUUCUAUCGAAAAAUUCUCGACACCUGGUAAAUUGAUAUAUUGUUGCAAUUCCGCCGAUAAAGGUAGUUUGGAGUGCCAAAGUGUUCCUGAGGAAGCAAUCAUCAUAAGACCGGGUGUUCUCGAGUCACAUUUUCCCUUGUUCGAAUCUGUGUCAUAUCCGGCGGAAUACAACUCUGCCCAAACGCUCGAUGACUGUGACAUUCCUACGUGUUCCUCAAGUACUAAUGUUCCUACGAAGCAAAUAAAACGCGAAACGAUUGGUGGUCGUAUACGAAAACGGCUGUCGUCCGAGGAUUUUAUAUUUACACGCACCGAGGAUUUCCCACUGGUAGCACAAUUGGGAGAGAAAUCUAACAAACGCAAAGCAGCAGUCUACCCUGCGGCCUCCAGUUAUAAUGUUUCGAGAGCGAGACUGCCAACAUGUUCUAGUAAUGAGAUGAUAAAUGCGAAAACAACAACAGGCACUGAAACGAAAUUAUCCUCACACUCCGAAUUACAAAGGAAGUCCAACCAGUUGAAAUCUAAAUAUUCUUCGAACUCCCCUAGUGAAAGCCCCAAUACAAUGCUUCCAAUAACCUGUAGUGAAGAAAGUAGUGUCUGAAGUCUGUAACAAAUACCAAAGUAAAAAGCUUAGUUAGUAAGUUUACAUACAUAAGUACAUAGUAUAUAGGUAUAUACUAUAGAGUAUUUAUUGAGUUCACUUGCACGUGUUACAUACAUAUAAUAUCGUUUACAUGCCAACAUCUUGUACAAAAGACUCCAAAUGAAAUUUGUAUUCGCCACCCGCAGCUGGGAAUUGGUCCAAUUGUGGUGAAUUCAUGAUUCAUCAACAUUUGUGCAUUGUAAGGAACGAAGUGCAAUAUAAACCAUCUAUACAACUGUGAUCACAAUUAAUAUAAAACUGUUUUAUUGUAAAAUUCGAUGUGUUAGAACCUACGAUUGACGAAU
Zeugodacus cucurbitae (melon fly) is the source of this 5499-nucleotide messenger RNA. RefSeq lists its product as uncharacterized. NCBI's taxonomy places the organism in Eukaryota, Metazoa, Arthropoda, Insecta, Diptera, Tephritidae. The transcript is spliced from 17 exons. Gene Ontology annotation, cellular component: postsynaptic membrane; dendrite membrane. The record is from RefSeq and is a predicted model, not a curated record. The coding region runs from base 1097 to 5152 and encodes 1351 amino acids. Gene Ontology annotation, biological process: lipid metabolic process.